AAGAUCACGUCUCCCUUCUUCAGGUCCAACUCCGCUUUGCUGUUGCCGCGAAACUCAAACAUCACCUGGGACACACACACACACACACACACACACACACACACAAGAAACCACACACACACACACACACACACGAGUGAGAGAGAGAGGAGAGAGAACGAGAGAGGACACGGACACACUCAGAGAGAAGAGAGCCGACAGCUGACAAGAUGUCGAUGACAGAUCUGUUGAAAGCGGAGGAGAUCAAGAAAGCUCUGGAAGCUUUCGCAGGAGAAACCUUCGACCCCAAGAAGUUCUUUGAGCUGGUCGGGAUGAAGGCCAUGUCGGCGGAGACCGUGAAGAAAGUCUUUCAAGUUCUGGACGUGGACGGGAGCGGCUUCAUCGAGGAAGAGGAGCUGAAGUUCGUUCUGAAGGGGUUCUCCAGUGAAGGCAGAGAUCUGACGGACUCAGAGACGUCAGCGUUCCUCAAAGCUGCCGACAAGGAUGGAGACGGGAAGAUCGGCAUCGACGAGUUUGAGGUCAUGGUGCACGAGUAGGAGACCGUGAAAACCUUCCUCCUCUUCCUCAUCCUCCUCCUCUUCAUCCCUGCUUUCAUUAUUUUGGAUCAGCCAGCUUUAAACUCCACGAGGAGGAACAUCAUCAUUUUCUUUGUCCUGUGUAUAUAUAUUUAUUAACCUGCUGUAUGGUUUCUAGAAUCCCUCCGCGGUGCAAGAACAUGAAAUCUUGCAAAGUAUAUUCGUCUAAUUUCGAGUCAGAAUAUGUCUUUACACUCAAUAUAAGACCUAAUAAGUAACACUGCAGUGUCUCAGAUGUCACACACACACCCUCUCUCUCUCUCACACACACACACACACACACACACACACACACACACACACACACACACACACACACACACACACACACACACACACACACACACACACACACACACACACACACACACACACACACACAAACACCCUCUCACUUUCUUGACCAGAAAACAGAAAACCUUUGAGCAUUUCUAGCUUAUUUUGUAACAUCUCCUGACCCUGGUAAAAUAUAGUUCAAAAUAAGAUUAGAAGAUCUAAUUGAUCUAAAUAUUCCAUCUUACCAAGCGAAUGAACUCUUGUUCUAUUGGCAGAAGACACCUCGUUUCAUUGUUCUUUGACUGGGUUUUGGAGCAGCCUUUUUUCCAGAUGUUACUCUUUAAUCUGAAUGGACUCCCUCUGUGUAUCCCAGGUUGUGCUUUUUCUCUGUUUUACUGUUUUAGUGCUCCUCAUCUUCCUCACCUUCAUCUUCCUCUUCCUCCUCCUCCUCACUCCCUGCCUCCCAUCAGAUGAUGUAGUAAAUAAAUGAAAUAUAAAGGAGAGCUGUGAAGAGAGGAGAAGCUCUGAGUAAGAAAUGAUAAUAAAAACAAACUUGAGUAAUAAA
This is a messenger RNA of Trematomus bernacchii (emerald rockcod), 1416 nucleotides long. Its product is annotated as parvalbumin-7-like. NCBI's taxonomy places the organism in Eukaryota, Metazoa, Chordata, Actinopteri, Perciformes, Nototheniidae. Gene Ontology annotation, cellular component: cytoplasm; nucleus. The record is from RefSeq and is a predicted model, not a curated record. Gene Ontology annotation, molecular function: calcium ion binding. The transcript is spliced from 5 exons. The coding region runs from base 210 to 536 and encodes 108 amino acids.